UGACCUCCCCUUGGUGUAGGGAUGCCCUGGAGCCCCUGGUGUCAUUGUCCACCAAACCCUAAUAGGUCUGGCCUUACUCUCAGUCGCCAAGUGGUAAGGUAUGCCAUCCUCCCCUUUGGGACCAGCUUUGACCUGCACUGAUAGUCAACAAAUGUAGUCCUCACCCAGGAACAAUCUUCUCAGGUUGUUGUGUCAUCUGAGUGAGCCAAGGACCAGAGGAGCGAGAGCACAAGUACCACACUUCGCAACAAUGUCAGUGGAAGUGGAGACCUCAGAGGGCGUAGACGAGUCAGAGAAAAAGAACUCUGGGAUCUCAGAAAAGGAAAACCACACCAGAAUGGCUGACCUCUCCGAGCUCCUGAAGGAAGGGACCAAGGAAGCACAUGACCAGGCAGAAAACACCCAGUUUGUCAAGGACUUCUUGAAGGGCAACAUUAAGAAGGAGCUAUUUAAGCUGGCCACCACCGCACUGUACUUCACGUAUUCGGCCCUCGAGGAGGAAAUGGACCGAAACAAGGACCACCCAGGCUUUGCCCCCUUGUACUUCCCCGUGGAGCUGCACCGGAAGGAGGCGCUGACCAAGGACAUGGAGUAUUUCUUUGGUGACAACUGGGAGGAGCGCACGCGGUGCUCUGAGGCCACCCAAAAGUACGUGGAGCGGAUCCACUACAUAGGGCAUCACGAGCCAGAGCUGCUGGUGGCCCAUGCAUACACGCGCUACAUGGGGGACCUCUCAGGGGGCCAGGUGCUGAAGAAGGUGGCUCAGCGAGCACUGAAACUCCCCAGCACUGGGGAAGGGACCCAGUUCUACCUGUUUGAAAAUGUGGACAAUGCCCAGCAGUUCAAGCAGUUUUACCGGGCCAGGAUGAAUGCCCUGGACCUCAACUUGAAGACCAAAGAGAGGAUCGUGGAAGAGGCCAACAAGGCCUUCCAGUAUAACAUACAGAUAUUCAACGAACUGGACCAGGCUGGCUCUGCGCUCGCCAGAAAGACCAUGGAGGAUGGGCUCCCCGUGCACGAUGGGAAAGGAGACGUGGGGAAGUGCCCCUACUACGCUGCUCAACAAGACAAAGGUGCCCUGGAGGGCAGCAGGUGCCCUGUCCGGACAGCCAUGGCUAUGCUGAGGAAGCCCAGCCUCCAGUUCCUUCUGGCUGCCAGUGUGGCCCUGGCUGCUGGACUCUUGGCCUGGUACUACAUGUGAAGGACCCAUGACGCCGUGCUGGCACCCUCCUCCCAAGUGACUACUGGUCCACCACCAUCUCCACCCCUGACUAAACUACCACCUCAGGUGACUUUUUUAAAUUGCUGGGAUUGAGACAGGCAAUGAAUAAAAGCCAGACGCUAGAGCUUCUGCCUGACGGCGUCCUCUCGAUGGGCCAGAUGCUCACUGGGCACAGGCUGUCGCCCAGGGAGCAGCUAGUGCAGCGUGGCAGGGUGGGCCUGGGCUUCUAGACCAGCCCUCCCCUGGGCACCCACAUGUCUGAGUCCCAGGCUCAUGCCCUCCUUCCUCUGUUCUGUAGAACAGGGGCAGCCAGCUUCCCCUGCAGGAGCGAGUGGCCAGUGAGCCCAGCUGCAGCUGUGGGAGGGCCCUUUCCAGAUGCUGCUGCUCAACUUCUGGUCCUCUCUAGGGACUGGGGUGGGCAGAAGCCAGGUGCUCCCCUGCCUCAGAGGCCCCGAGAGCUCACCCUCUCCCCCAGAAGCCCAAGAGGCCUGCUCUGCUCAGCCCUGGCUUGUCUCUGACCUGUGUAAAUGCUACAACAUUCAAUAAAAUGGACUCCGCAA
Microcebus murinus (gray mouse lemur) is the source of this 1782-nucleotide messenger RNA. RefSeq names its product heme oxygenase 2 (gene HMOX2). NCBI's taxonomy places the organism in Eukaryota, Metazoa, Chordata, Mammalia, Primates, Cheirogaleidae. Gene Ontology annotation, molecular function: heme oxygenase (decyclizing) activity; heme binding. The record is from RefSeq and is a predicted model, not a curated record. Gene Ontology annotation, biological process: heme catabolic process; response to oxidative stress; heme oxidation.